AUUGAUGGGACCGGCUACCUGCGCUGCGGAGACGCCUGCUACGAUCCGUUCCGGUACAACUGCACCGACUCCGCACUGACCUCCGUCCCCCCGCAUGACUGCGUCGAGGAAUCCGGCUCGGCGGUCUUCUGCACCAAUGCGGGAUGCGUCAGUUUGGUGUGUUGUGCGGGGCUGUUUGCGGUCAAUGAUAGAUGCCAGGCUCCUUGUGAUGCCGAUGACUCGCGGUGUGCGGUGAAGGACCAGAAGUGAGGGUGGAUGACAUGGCGUUCCUCUUAUGAAGUGGAUGCUUACAUCGAAU
Messenger RNA from Mycena citricolor, 298 nucleotides. The record is from the annotation of a GenBank genome assembly. Lineage: Eukaryota; Fungi; Basidiomycota; Agaricomycetes; Agaricales; Mycenaceae.